AUGGUUAAACAACGUCGAAGUAAACAAAAUGGGGGUAGUUUUAAGGGGAAAAAGUAUCAACGUUCAAAAAAACAAAAAACUAAGCAAAAAGGUGGGUUUUUAACCGAUUCCGUAAACUAUGGUUUCAGUGACCCCUAUAAUCAAACAGGUGGGCGAUAGGUGGUCAAAUACAUAAAAGAAUGUCUUGGGUUCAAAGGGUCGGAAAAAUACGCUAAAACUAUUAUCUUGCGUAGGCGGUAUUGUACAAGGAGAAUGGUCGAGACGACCAAUGGGAUUAAGUCCCGGUGCUACUUUUCGUAAUUAUCGUCAACGGGGUGCGGGAAAAAAACAACAAGGCGGAUUUUUACCCUUACUGUUGG
Paramuricea clavata is the source of this 359-nucleotide messenger RNA. Lineage: Eukaryota; Metazoa; Cnidaria; Anthozoa; Malacalcyonacea; Plexauridae. The record is from the annotation of a GenBank genome assembly.